Messenger RNA from Belonocnema kinseyi, 841 nucleotides. RefSeq names its product eukaryotic translation initiation factor 2 subunit 2-like. The record is from RefSeq and is a predicted model, not a curated record. The coding region runs from base 1 to 339 and encodes 112 amino acids. NCBI's taxonomy places the organism in Eukaryota, Metazoa, Arthropoda, Insecta, Hymenoptera, Cynipidae. Gene Ontology annotation, biological process: formation of translation preinitiation complex; translational initiation; formation of cytoplasmic translation initiation complex. Gene Ontology annotation, cellular component: eukaryotic translation initiation factor 2 complex. Gene Ontology annotation, molecular function: translation initiation factor binding; mRNA binding; translation initiation factor activity. The transcript is spliced from 3 exons.
AUGUUCGAUAUUUGUAAAACUUUACAUAGGCAGCCGAAACAUUUACUAGACUUCCUAUUGGCCGAAUUGGGAACAAGUGGGUCUGUUGAUGGAAAUAGUCAACUUAUUAUAAAGGGUCGUUUCCAACAAAAACAAAUAGAAAAUGUUUUGAGGAGAUAUAUAAAGGAAUAUGUCACAUGCCAUACAUGUCGUUCACCUGACACUAUUUUACAAAAAGAUACUAGGCUUUUCUUUCUUCAGUGCGAAACUUGUGGGUCUCGCUGCUCAGUGGCCAGCAUUAAAUCUGGAUUCCAGGCUGUCACAGGAAAGCGUGCCGCUAUUCGCGCAAAAACUGCCUAAGGAAUUGUCUGUGUUUUUCUGCAAUAAUAUGCUUAAUGUUCAGGGUUCCCAGGUUUAUCAAAAUAUCAUACCUAAAGUUUAUCUGAAAGAUGGCAUUUAUAAUAGCUGGAAUUAUUUAAUAUUUCGGAUUAUCAACUCAAUCUCAACUUGCUUUUUAUUUGUAUAUGUAAUGUACUAGAAUUGAAGCACUGUAUAUCUGCAUGAAAUAUCAUUUAAUUUUUCUAAGAUGGUUGUCAUUACAGUAUAAAUUAUCUUUUCGAAAUUUGUGUAUGUAAAUGAAACAUUGCAAUUCCUGAAACAAUUGAACGCUUUUUUUCUGAAAUUAAGUAUCAAUCAGUGAAAUAUUCCAUUUUAUAUAUUGUUUAAAAAUGAUUGAGUUUUUUCGUAAAAUUAUGUGAUAAUAUGGGUAGACAGUUACAAUCAGGGAUGCAUCGAUAAGAUUCAUAUUUAUCAUGAUACACAAUGUGAAAUAAAAAUAAACAUAACAAAUAUUGAUACACAG